Effrenium voratum is the source of this 567-nucleotide messenger RNA. Lineage: Eukaryota; Dinophyceae; Suessiales; Symbiodiniaceae. The record is from the annotation of a GenBank genome assembly.
AUGGCACGCCUCAUCGCUUCAGGCAUCGGGGCCAUCCAGUGCGCAGAGAUGCCAACCAACGUUCAAAUUCUGAAAGAUCAGCUUGGGAAUCUCCGGAUCGGGGACUCUGUUGUCUUCAAGGUGACGCAAAAUCAGCUUGGCAUUCCUCAGGUGUCCUUCGCCCGCAAACUGGAGGCUCUCACACAAGAACGGCAUCGGAUCAUGGAGGUCGACGCGCCUCUGCCUCGCCCCGGACACGAGUCGGACGAGCACCUGGGCAUUGUGAGCAGCUUCCAACCGGAGACGGGCUAUGGCUUCCUGAGCUGCGCUCAGACCCGGCAAGUCUAUGGUCAAGAUGUGUACAUUCACUGCGACCAGUUUUUCGACUUGAACGUCGGCGACGCGGUGAACUUUAGGGUGGCGGUGAACGCCAAGAAUCAGCCUGUGGCGCGACGAGUUCGGAAGGCUGGCGACAAGGCUGAGGGUAGACCCCGGUCCGGGUCAGUAUCCAUCUCGGGAUCUCGGAGGAGGAGCCGAAGCCGAGAGCGUCGCCGGGACCGAAGGCGGUCAACGAGCCGAAGGAGAUGA